Ciona intestinalis (vase tunicate) is the source of this 2085-nucleotide messenger RNA. RefSeq lists its product as uncharacterized. NCBI's taxonomy places the organism in Eukaryota, Metazoa, Chordata, Ascidiacea, Phlebobranchia, Cionidae. The record is from RefSeq and is a predicted model, not a curated record.
AUUCGUUUUAUUUCUUAACAGGAAUCGUGGAGCUAUGGAUUUUAAGGUUGUUUUGAUAUUGUUUGUUUCCGUCUUGCUUUACCGAAAUGUUUCUGCCAUUUCAACCACUUGUCCAUCACCGGCCCAAAGCUCAAGCGACGUCAUGACACUCAAAGGAGAGACAAGAAAUGAAUGCUACGUGUACGUUACGAAAGCAAUUUCACAAGACGAAGCUAUUGAUGACUGUAGAUCGGGAUAUAAGGGAUUCCUGGCUCGAGUUAGAACGCGUAACGAGUUGGCUAUGGUGGUGUCUACACUACAGGGUGUUCAUAGGGACCAUAUAUGGGUGGAUAUUAAGUACAAUACUGUAACUCGCAACACUACGUGGUCAGACGGGACUUCUGUUGGAAACGAAAUGAUGAGACAGAAAGUGACGUCCACUUCAACUACGAAAUGUGGAGCACUGAAGAACCAGGGAACAGGGGUUACAAGAUACGAAACGUGGGAAACUAUAUCAUGUGUUUUGUAUAACGGAUACAUAUGCCAAACGCCUGCAAUCGUAAUCGACGAAGCAAACUGUGGAAACAGAUCCUUUGUCUACGGAGGAUCCUGUUAUGCUCUCACCAAUACAGUGGCUACGUAUACCGGAUCACAACAAAUUUGUAAAGACCUUGGCGGAGAAAUGGCGACCAUGUCGACGCAGGAAAUUAUUGUCGCUACAACAAAUUACCUCAAUUUACAUCAAAGCUUGCUGGACAAGAUCUGGGUCCGCAGCGUGAGGCAAGACACUCUUGGGACGACUGUUGGCUCAAAGUACCCACCGGUUAACACGCAGUACAUUUCGAACAACCUGGGCAUGCUGAUUACUCGAGCUACGACCAGUAACCGAUUAUUGGACGCUGUCACAACUUGGUUCUGGAGACAAAACAACGACCAAAUUACCACGGCGCUCACUUUGUGUAAAAUAUUACCAGGGGUCCUACCUUCUAACGUUCCGCAAACGACUGCGACGAACGAAGUGACAGCAACCACAACAGCUUUACCUCCAACAACAACUGGCGUUAGCAGCACAAUAUUAACUGCAGUUCUGGUUGUAACCUUUUUCCUGGUACUGUGUGUGCUGGUUUUGUUAUUUUGCUGGAAGAGAACGGAUUGCUUUCAAGCUUUACUGCGAAGGCGGAAAGGGCAUUCAAGAGAAAAGGCUCUUAUAGCGUCCAGGCAAAUAAGCGGAAGAGAAUCGGUUCAGAAUGCACAUGGAAACCUUUUACCAGCCACGCAGCGAAGUGACAGCGUACACAAUACUGGCCAAACUACGAAUAAUGUGACUUAUGAUUCAAACCCAUACAAUCAGUUGUUUCAGAUAUCAAAUGACGUUUCGUCAGAAGCUUUAUAUGCCAGUAUAGACCAUGUUACCCCAUACGCGGUGUCGAACGUGCACCACGCAACGUAUGCAGAGAUUGAUAACCCACUUGUCUUUACUUCAACUGGACAACCGAGAAGAACAAACACUGUUGGGGCAAAAGCAAGACCACGGCUGCACGCAGAGGCAAAAUCACCUGAGAAUAGUCACGGAAAUCGAUCGCAAUCUGCACAUGGUAGACUAAGGGCCCAUACACACCAUGGCGAGAGUUCAGACAGUAAAGGAUAUCUUAGACCUUCUUGCUGUUCGCCCGGGCUGCCCUCUGUACAAUACGCCCAGUUAAACUUAGCAGCUGAUGAAGAAGAACAAGUCAACUACGCGAGAUUAAUGUUAACCGAUGAAGAUGAUUCGUAUAAACAACAAUUACUUGACUCAGAUCCGACAGCACACGAUGCUACAUCGUGUCCCACCUCGCCUACUUUAAACUUGUCUAGUCCAAGACUAAAUAUUGGCUCAACAAAGAAAAGUACUACUUCAGAUGCCGAUUCGGGUUUGGCAGAAGACGGAGUUCUAUCUCCGACACAAGACCCUGUUUGAAAUUUUAGGAUAUGCUUAUGAUUGUAGCCGACCGUGAUAUACGCAAAUGCAUCUUACAGCCAUUUUAGUAUUAUUUUGUACAUUUAAAGCGUAUUACUGUAGUAUGUGCUAUAAGGAUUUAUAAAAUAAAAUGUCGUGUCAAAUAAAAA